AUGUCGUUUCUUGAGCGCAGCGCAGCGGUGUAUCCGGAUCGUGCUGCCUGCAUCUACAACGGCGCGGUUACCACCUACGGCAGCCUCCAUGAACGCGUGCGCCGCCAUGCUGCCGCGCUGCAAAGCGUGGGCGUCCGAGCCGGCGACCGGGUGGCUUACCUGGUGCCAAACCUGCCGGCAAUGCUGGAAGCGAACUUUGCGCCGAUGGGCAUUGGCGCGGUGUUGGUGGCCCUCAAUAUCAGGCUCUCGUCCCGUGAAAUCGCGUACAUUCUGAACCACUCCGGUUCCAAAGUCCUCGUGUUCGAUUCUGAGUUGGCAGACACCGUGCGUCAACUGCGCGGCGAAUGCCCCGGCAUUGAAACCUACGUGCAGGUACGGGACACGGUGCCGCUGGCCGACGACAUCGCCGGCCCUGAGUAUGAACAGUGGCUCGCUGCGGUUGAACCUCUCGCGGUACUGCCCGGGCCGGCAUCCGAAAACGACACCACUACCAUUAACUACACGUCUGGAACUACCGGGAUGCCAAAAGGCGUCGAAUAUACCCCCCGCGGCGCCUACCUCAACGCCAUUGGCGAGGCCAUGGAGAUAGGUUUGAACUGGCGCAGCGUGUACCUUUGGACGCUGCCAAUGUUCCACGCCAACGGCUGGUGUUUCCCGUGGGCCGUCACUGCGGUUGGAGGGACCCACGUUUGCCUGCGGCGCGUUGACCCCGCCGAGGUGUACCGGCUGAUUCGCGAGGAAUCUGUGUCCCACCUAUGCGCCGCUCCGACCGUGCUCACUGGACUGUACUCCGCGCCGGAGGCCGCCACCGCCGAUCUUACCGGCCUCACUAUUAUGACCGCCGGCGCCCCACCGGCUCCGCAGGUUAUCCGUACCAUUGAAGGGAUGGGCGCAGAAAUCAUCCACGUUUACGGCCUGACGGAAACCUAUGGGCCGUGCACGGUAGCCGCACCCCAACCGGAGUGGGACCAGAUGAGUUCCGAAGACCUGGCCCGCGUCAAAGCGCGCCAGGGCGUGCCCUAUAUGGUUUACGGUGUCGGGUUGCGCGUGGUGGACGAAGACAUGCAGGACGUGCCUCGCGAUGCCGAGACGAUGGGCGAGGUAGUAAUGCGCGCGAUGCCGUGA
Geodia barretti is the source of this 1125-nucleotide messenger RNA. Lineage: Eukaryota; Metazoa; Porifera; Demospongiae; Tetractinellida; Geodiidae. The record is from the annotation of a GenBank genome assembly.